AUUGCACACACUUUAGUACCUCCCGCCAAUACAAGUGUUUGUUGCAUGCCAUUAGGUGGUGCCAGGAGCCCAUGACACAGGAUAGCAUAGACCCUGCCCUCCAGGAGCUCAUACUGAGGGGAAGAGGGGUGGGGCACAAACAAGCAAAAAGCAACCUCUGUCUAGUAAGAUUAUUGCUCUAGUGAAGCAAAAUAUAAAGUGCAAUGGGAAUACCAAAGGCUCACCACAGUCUCAUUGAAUUGUGUGGAUUUUGGUUGUUUGCUAUUCAUGGAAGGUGUACACGUCCCCACAUCACUCAACUUGUGCAUCAGAGUUGGAGCUUUCCAGGUGCCUCUCUUUAAGAUUGGCUUUAAUCAACCCAUCAAGAUCUCGGAGUUGAAGAACCACAGCCUCCUCCGGGCCCUGACAACAGAAGCUAAUGGAUGGGCGCCAGGUGUUGUGAGCCCCGAGGUGCUCAGAGCCCAGGAAGAAUGGGAAGCCGUGCAGAACAUCCAGCCAGAGACAGGAAGCCAGACAGACCAUCCUACACAGCUAAUCUCCUUCAGUGAGGCCCUGCAGCAUUUCCAGACCAUCGACCUCUCCUCCUUCAAGAAAAGAAUCCAGCCAACAAUUCGAAGGACUGGGCUUGCCGCCCUCCGGCACUGCCUCUUCGGGCCUCCAAAGCUCCACCGGGGCCUCCGUGAAGAAAGGGACUUGGUCCUGACCAUUGCUCAGUGUGGCCUGGAUAGCCGAGACCCAACACAUGGCCGAGUCCUCAAGACCAUCUAUAAGAAGCUGACCGGCUCCAAGUUUGACUGUGCCCUCCACGGCGAUCACUGGGAAGAUCUGGGCUUUCAGGGAGCAAAUCCAGCCACAGACCUUAGAGGAGCGGGCUUCCUUGCCCUCCUGCAUCUGCUCUACCUGGUGAUGGACUCAAAGACCUUGCUGAUGGCCCAGGAGAUUUUCCGCCUGUCUCAUCACCAUAUCCAGCUCAAAGGAACACUUUUCAGAUCCGAAAGAACUACUGAAGGAACGGAGACAUUGAGGUCUGAUUCCAGUGAAAACUGCUUUUUACAAUUCCCCUUCUGUUUGAUGUCUGUGAAUAUCACCCGCAUCGCAAUCCAGGCCUUAAGAGAGGAGUGUCUCUCCAGGGAGUGUAAUCGGCAGCAGAAGGUGAUCCCAGUGGUGAACAGCUUCUAUGCUGCCACUUUCCUCCACCUCGCUCAUGUCUGGAAGACGCAGCAGAAGACCAUCGCAGACUCGGGCUUUGUCCUCAAAGGACCCGGGCUGGGGGUACUCCCUAGAGCUGCUGGGCCCUGGACUGUGCAUCCAAAGCCCCCUCGAGCCUUUUGUUCGCAAUGCUCUCCGUUCCAGACUUGGAAGUGUUGGCCAAGAAGAGCCCACGGCGGCUGCUCAAGACCCUGGAGAUCUACUUGGCUGGAGUGUCAAAGGGACAGACCUCCUUGCUGGGAGCACAGAAGUGCCGUGGGGCACCAGCCCCUCACUCCAAGGACCUCACUUUCACAGGCGUGUGUGACCUGCCACCACACUCAUCCGAAGGCACGUGGCCGGUCUGACCACCGAGGCAAACCAUAUCCGGAACGCCUGGCUGGACCACGCCCCCUCCCAUCUCAGCAGAAGGGACGUGGAAGCUCCCAGGCCUGGUCGGGGAAGCCAAGGACCCUCCUCCUAUUGAGACACAGGGGCAGUCAGACUUGACGCACUCCGUACAGAUCUGCGUCCUUUGCUGUCAUCUGAGUUGGGUUCCAGGUCAUCUCGGUGAGAGUGAAUGGACUGUAAGGUGGGAGAGCCCCACCAGGAUGUUCCACACACCCCCAGGUAGGGCUUUCAGACCCCUGGUGGCCAUAGGACAGGGACCAGACAGGGACAUAGAGUGUCUAGUUACACUAUGAAGGGAGGUGGCAGUGGCAGCAGCCAACAGGGGGCAGCAUGAACAAGAGCAAGACGCCUGAGGCCACAGCUGGGCCCGCCCUCCUCGCCUCUAUCCACCAGGCCAGUAGAAGAACCCCUCUGGGGCUUCUGGCCUCCCAUUUGUCCCAUCUCUCCUCCCCGCUGUUUAUGGGACAGAGCAGGGCCUCUGGCCCAGUCUCCACUGCUGCCCAUCCUAACUGCCUGCCAGCCGGGCUUCCCGUGGGGGUUGUGUGGUGCCCAUCACAGAUGGUUUUCUAGCCUGGUUGGGGGAAGGAGGAAAUCAGAAGUUAUUGAAUAAAAGAAUUGUUCUGGG
Molecule: messenger RNA, 2224 nt
Organism: Myotis myotis
Lineage: Eukaryota; Metazoa; Chordata; Mammalia; Chiroptera; Vespertilionidae
Gene: ELMOD3
Product: ELMO domain containing 3
Exons: 11
Coding region: 268-1698 (476 amino acids)
Source: RefSeq, a predicted model, not a curated record